UCACCGAGCCAGAUGAUGUGUCCUGAUGGAUGGGUGGUGUUCCUGGGACAAUGCUACUACUUUGUGGAUUACAGCAUGACCUGGCCUCAGGCUCAGUCAAACUGUGCCGUGCUUGAGUCCAUGUUGGUCUCCGUCCACAGCGCUCAGGAGUACGGUUUCCUCCAACGACUCACCAAAUAUAAUGGAAAUCAAAACGUUUGGCUGGGUGGUUUCUACCUACAGGACCAGUGGUUAUGGAUUGAUGGUUCCUGGUUCUACAGCAACACCUGGAGCAGCCAAUCCCAGGACAGCAGCAACCCCUGCCUAAUGCUCAAUACUUAUGAGGCAUGGAGCAAUUCCCCAUGCAACGCUGUUGGCUAUUCCUCCAUCUGUGUGAAGAACUCCAAUGUUUCACAAGCCAUGUUGUGUCCUGAAGGCUGGGUGGGGUUCAAAGGCCGCUGUUACUACAACAACUUGGAGACUCUGAGCUGGCCUGAAGCUGAUGCUCACUGUGCUGGUCUCGAGGCCAGUCUGGUCUCCGUCCACAGCCUUGAGGAGUAUUCAUUCCUCUACCAGAACAACGCUGGGAAUGAAUUAUCUCCAACCUGGCUGGGGGGAUUCUACUUUGAGGACCAGUGGAUGUGGCUCGAUGGUUCUUCGUUUUAUGAGGGAUUUUUUACUCAGAUGUCUCCGGACAGUACCUACCCAUGCCUUGCAACAUUAAACACCGAUGGUUGGACCAAUUGGGGCUGUGAUCAAAGCUUACCUUCCUUUUGUGUGAAGAAUGCGGUUGAAUCUGGGAAUCCCACAGGACAGACCGAGUAACAAAAUAUUGAUGUAUUCUUACCAAAAUGGAAAAGUAUCUGUG
This is a messenger RNA of Cottoperca gobio, 847 nucleotides long. Its product is annotated as snaclec 3-like. The record is from RefSeq and is a predicted model, not a curated record. The transcript has 8 exons. Bases 13 to 804 code for a protein of 263 amino acids. Lineage: Eukaryota; Metazoa; Chordata; Actinopteri; Perciformes; Bovichtidae.